This is a messenger RNA of Drosophila pseudoobscura, 1819 nucleotides long. It is a transcript of the gene Ir51b, whose product is annotated as Ionotropic receptor 51b. NCBI's taxonomy places the organism in Eukaryota, Metazoa, Arthropoda, Insecta, Diptera, Drosophilidae. The coding region runs from base 14 to 1819 and encodes 601 amino acids. The transcript has a single exon. The record is from RefSeq and is a predicted model, not a curated record.
GUAGUCAACCAUAAUGAGCAACGGGCUGUUAUUAUUGCUGCUCUUCAGCUGGUCACAGCCAGCGUUGAUCCACGGCAGUCACAACAUGACCUUAGUGAGGUCUGUUCUAAGCGUCAUCGCCACCCGGGAACACUGGAGUAAUACGCCUAUCUUCGUGGGACACAGAACAAAACUGGAUGAUAUCAACAGUCUGAUAACCUGGCUCCAUCGAACCAUGGCAGUCAGUAGUCACACGGUGGAUUUGUCUACGCCAGCUCGAAAGCAGAGACCCCUUGGUCAAUAUAACAUGAACGCGGACAAUGCCAUUAGCUUGCUCUUCUGCCACAGCCGCCUGGAUCUCAUUUGGAAUGCUCUGAAUAAAAGUCUGCAAAGGAUGCGUCGCGGUCGCUUAAUUGUCGUCUUGCGCUCAAAACGAAGUGGCUCGUACAAGGCGAUACACGCCAUAUUCCAGAAGCUCUGGCACCAACAGUUUCUCAACGUUUUGGUGCUGCAUAAGGAUCGAAUCUAUUCCUAUACUCCCUAUCCGGCAGUGCGCUUCUUUCAGAUGAAUCUCACUUCGAUUCCGCUCUUUCCAGCAACUACAAGCAACUUUCAGGGCUAUGUUGUGUCCACUCCAGUGGAGAAUGAUAUUCCGCGAGUGUUUGUGGUGCAUGAUCCCCACACAGGACGGAGACAUAUACGAGGCUACGCCUAUCGCACCUUUGUGGAGUACUUGCAACGCCACAAUGCCACUCUGCAGAUUACUAAUCCUCACGAGAAUCUUGGCCCCACGAGCAGUGUCAAUAUGGGCCGAAUUGCGCAGCUUAUAAUGAAAGGACACUUGGAGAUUUCAGCGCAUCCGUACAUCAGAUCCCCCAGUGAUUUUGGGGACAGAAGCUAUCCGUUGAUGGUCACACAAAACUGCUUGAUUGUUCCGGUACGUAACGAGAUUCCCCGCCACAUGUAUCUACUGCUGCCCCUCAACCAAUCAAGCUGGCUGCUACUGCUUGGUGGAGUGUUCUACAUUAGUGGAGUGGUUUUCUGGGUUCGUCCCGACAUGGGCAGGAGGACCUGGCAACAGCGUGUUGGGUUGAGCUUUCUAGACGCCGUCAGCCGUGUACUGUAUAUCUCUUCGCCUGCAAGGAUAGACAGUCCUUCUCUGAGAUACUUCAUAGUUUUCCUGCAGCUGACCAUCUUGGGAUUUGUAUUGUCCAACUGGUACAACCUUCAGUUGGAUAGCUUCCUCACCGCAUUGGUGGUGGGCGAGCAAGUGAACUCAUGGGAGCAGCUUAUUGAACAACAGCAGAAGGUUUUAGUCAAGGAGUAUGAGGUCGAAACAGUUCUGCGUCAUGUACAUCCGCGUCUCGUCAGUAGAGUGGCCCGCCUGAUAGUGGGCGUUAAUGCCAGUGAACAGGUCUCGGCCCUGCUCAGCUUCAAUCGCAGCUACGCAUAUCCCUUCACCACGGAGCGCUGGGAUUUUAUCGCCAUGCAGCAGCAGUACGCCUUCAAGCCGAUCUUUCGAUUCUCCUCCGCUUGUCUGGGCUCGCCCAUUAUAGGCUAUCCGAUGCGCAGCGACUGCCACCUGGAGUCAUCUCUCAGCAUGUUCAUUAUGAGGAUUCAGGGCACGGGGCUUCUGCAGCACUGGCUUGUCUCCGACUUCAACGAUGCUAUGCGGGCUGGCUAUGUGCGUCUGCUGGACAAUGUCCUCGGAUUCCAAGCCCUAGAUGUGGACACAUUGCGACUUGGUUGGUGUGUCCUGGGCUUCGGCUGGCUACUCUCUGUCUUGGCUUUCACUUGCGAACGCUUGCAAUUUUACCGACCCCGUACAGCCAUACUUUGA